UCGUCACGGUCUGAUGGUAAAUGAUAGGUAAUUUAUGAUUAGAAAUCUAUACGUUAUUCUUUAGUCGAACCAUGGUGUCGUGAAUGAACGUUGGAUAUUUUUUUUAGGAAUAGUUUAUUGAAAGUAUAUCUUAGAUCUACCAAAAGUAUAUAGAAUAUUGUGGAUCAGACAAGAUGGCGGGAUGUCAUAUAAUCCGAAUAGUGACAAUCACAUUAGUAUUAGUAUUAUCGACUCAAGCUGUAACUCAUUUUAAUCAAAUGUGGAAAAAAUUAUUAACAAGCCGUAAAUUUACAACAAUUACACCAGACAAUUUACAAAAAUAUUUUCCAGGAUAUUUUCGAACACCAUCAGAACAAUUAGAAUAUGAAAGACUGAUCUUAUAUGGGUCAAAAAAUAAAAUACCAGUGUCAACACAAAGUAUGGCACCUUAUAAUUACCAUUGUAAUGUAGACUGUCGGCGUAGAUAUGGACCAUUUCAUAACAUGAGAUUUAAACGACAAGCCAGAACAGGUUCAGGAAAUAACGAUGAUUUUAUGCACGCAUGUUGUGUAACAAAUGUUUUCUUCGAAACACCAGAUCUAAAACCCAGUGUGAACGGUGAUAAUAGAAAUUUACUCCAUCUACCUGGAAUGAGACAGGUUUUCAAAGUAGAAAAUUGCAGUCAAGCUGUUGGGUGUACCGGUUGCAGAUGUAUGCAUGAACAGGCUUUAGCUUCAGCAGUGGUUAUUAAACAGCACAUUCCACCUUCUUUAGCAGAUCAAAUGGACGAUUUGGAAAUUGACUUAUUUUAUUUUAAUGGUUGUUGCAAAUGCGUCAACUACGGUUAAGGGAUAUUUGAUGUGAUGCCAUUUUAACGUUUUUUGGUUGUUCGACUUCACUCAACUUGUUCUUAAAACAAUGUGUAAAUAAUUUAACAUUUUGAACAGUAUUCAUCCAACAAAAAUUUCAUAGAAGAAAUAAUUAUGGAUAUCACCUAUCAAUGAAGUAGCACAAUUUAUUAAUUUUCAAAGCUACAUUGUAUAAAUAUGAAGUCGUGGAUUUGAUUUCUGUCCAAAAGAGAAACUACUUCAUUCUUAAUAAGUUUAUUUGGUAAAUCAAUUUGAUAAGUUUGUGAGUGCGUUUUACUUUUUAAUUAAAAAUCCUUCGUGGUAAAAAAUACCACAAUGCUUAAAACAAUCAUUUUGAAAAGUCAUGUGGACUUGCGUUUUAUUUAACAUAAUCUAAAUUUCAUGAAAAAAUUAUUUAUGGAAAUCUAAGUAUAUAAAUAAAACUUAAAUCUCUUUUAUUCACUUAUAUAUAGCAUAGAUAGUUUGCACUGCAUAUACAAUAUCAACACAUAUAUACCUUUGGUCAUAAAUUUCAUUCACAUAUAUCUCAAUAUAUUUUAUAUUUGAAUGAAUUGAAACGUUGAACGUACGUUUUCUUAAACACUUCUUAAAUGCGACAAUUCUCAGCACUGUGUCAUAGUUUUAUAGAAUUGAAUUACAAAGUAUACAUUAUUUUAAAUACAAUUGUAAAAAGAUGUUUCUCGGAAUUUCUGUGUUUUUUAAACGCACAAUUAACUCAGGAAUCCAUAUCCAAAUAGAAUUUCAAAUAGAACAGGGACAUCAACGUCCAUUGCAACCCAUAGAAAUGAAAUUUUAUUCUUUAAUUAUGAUUUGUUAAAAUUAAAACCAAGAUGUAACAUACAAAUAUGGAAUCAAACCUUUAUGUUAUGACCAAACGGUAUAUUGCUUAUAUGUACACAUCCACAGUAUAUAGAUAUAUUCAUAUUUACACGCAUUAUAUUGAAACACACACGCAUUGUUUUGAAACACACACGCAUUGUUCUGAAACACACACGCAUUGUAUUGAAACACAACUGCGGCAUGUGCCUUGUUCACGAAAAAAGAGUAUUGUCUGCUAGUGAAAAGUUGAUAAAAAGCAUUGAGAAGAUUUUUUUUUUAAGGCAAAUAUGACCUUUCUUGAAAAAAUUGUUUAUAAAUUUUGAAAAUGAUUGAAAAAAGGUUUUAACUCCUUAAGUCAACAUAUUUGGUAUGUUUGUUUUGUAAGAAUACCCUCUCAAUCAAAUAUUUUUUCUGAAGUAUAUUUUCCUGCAAAUCAAUUAGCUACAUUUAUAUUUUGAAUAUACGUGUAUCACUGACAAAAACGUUUUCAUUUGUAUCUAUAAAAAAAAUAAAAAUUGCAAUUUGAAUACUUUUAAGACAAGUAAAAGUAACCUCCGACCAAAUGAGGUGAUGCACACAAGUUAUUCUGAAAUAUCAAACGUAAUUAAAUGCAAAGUUAUAUUCUGCAACAAUUUGUUGUCUCUUUGCAAAACAUAAUUUUUGCAUUUGAUAUUUUAGAACUAUAUUCGUAGCAUGUGUAACCAUUAUAGUUUCCACUACCACCAAGUUCUCUUUCAUUCCCUCAAAGAAAAGUUAUAGGGAAUAAAAAUAAAAAUUCAACUUGUGAUCAGUGCAGAAGAAAUGUAAACGAAUAUCAGUUGAUGACAAGCAUCAUGCUAAAUUGAAAGUAAGCAUAAAAAAGCCGAUGCGAGCAGGUCAUUUUUAUCAGAUAUCAGUGCAGACCUCUGUUAUUCGUGAAUGAAUGUGUUGUCAAUGUGUUGUCAAUGUUUGUAUUAUUUGUUAUGUAUUAUCUGUUAUGUAUUUUCGUUUUUUUUUGUUUUCAUCAGACACUUUUAUCCUUCUUAUAAUCACAUUCUGUGGCAAAUGUAUGCUUUUCUGUGUAUGAACGAGGUAUUGCAACAUGUCCGAAUAAUGCAACUAAUAACAUAAUGGUUAUGCAAUUCUUUCAUUUUGAAAGUACAUAAUGUAAUAUGAUCUUCCCUAGUGUCACUUUCACACAAUUCCACACACUGUUUGUAAAAUGUUCGUUACAAUCAAACGACAUUUGAAAAUUUUACAGUCUGAUAAAGAAUAUCGUUUCGCUUUUGAAGAUAUAAAGUUGAAUAAAUAUAUUCAAUUCUUUAAAACUACAAUUUUCCCUUGAACAUAUUACCAACAUAGUUUUAAUAAAAAUUCAUCAACUUGAA
Molecule: messenger RNA, 3034 nt
Organism: Mytilus trossulus (common blue mussel)
Lineage: Eukaryota; Metazoa; Mollusca; Bivalvia; Mytilida; Mytilidae
Exons: 6
Coding region: 174-827 (217 amino acids)
Source: RefSeq, a predicted model, not a curated record